Messenger RNA from Mycena indigotica, 462 nucleotides. Its product is annotated as Histone H2B. Gene Ontology annotation, biological process: nucleosome assembly. Bases 1 to 462 code for a protein of 153 amino acids. Gene Ontology annotation, molecular function: DNA binding; protein heterodimerization activity; structural constituent of chromatin. The transcript is spliced from 4 exons. NCBI's taxonomy places the organism in Eukaryota, Fungi, Basidiomycota, Agaricomycetes, Agaricales, Mycenaceae. The record is from RefSeq and is a predicted model, not a curated record. Gene Ontology annotation, cellular component: nucleosome.
AUGGCACCCAAACCCGCUUCCACUGCUGGUAAAGCUCCUGCCUCAACGGCGUCGAAAGCCCCAGCCACCGCCUCCAAAGCCCCAUCGAAGACAACUGAGAAGAAGGCUGGCAAGAAGACGGCCAAGGCCGCAGCACCAGCCGAUGGCGAGAAGAAAAAGCGCAAGAAAGUCCGCAAGGAGACGUACUCAUCCUACAUCUACAAGGUCCUGAAGCAGGUCCACCCCGACACUGGUAUCUCCAACAAGGCGAUGGCCAUUCUCAACUCGUUUGUGAACGACAUUUUCGAGAGGAUUGCUACCGAAGCCUCCAAGCUUGCACAAUACUCGAAGAAGAGUACCAUAUCAUCCCGCGAAAUCCAAACCUCUGUCCGUCUUAUCCUUCCUGGAGAACUUGCCAAGCACGCGAUCAGCGAAGGGACCAAGUCGGUUACGAAGUUCUCGAGUGCGACAGGCACGAAAUAA